This is a messenger RNA of Hibiscus syriacus, 993 nucleotides long. RefSeq lists its product as uncharacterized. The transcript has a single exon. The record is from RefSeq and is a predicted model, not a curated record. Lineage: Eukaryota; Viridiplantae; Streptophyta; Magnoliopsida; Malvales; Malvaceae. Bases 66 to 947 code for a protein of 293 amino acids.
UUAUUUAUAUCUGCCAUAUAAUCAAAGCUUUCAUUCUUGAGCUUCUUCUUCUUUUGGUUUUGCUGAUGCAAGUCAUGGGUUCGUCCCAGUUUUUAUCUCCCACCUUCAAUAACGACGUCGCCGGAAAGUUCAGUCACGAUUUCGGACUUAAACUACUGCUCAAAGACGAGGAGCCUAAUAAGGAAGAAGAAGAGAAAUUAGUCAGUCAGCCGGUAAUGGAAGAUGAGAAAGAAGAGGAAGGAGAAGAAGAAGAAGAGGGGGAGGAGGAGGACGAGGAGGAAGAGUUUUCAUUUGAUUGUUUAAAUCCCGAUGGAUCCCCGAUUUCUGCUGACGAUUUGUUCCAGGACGGUCAGAUCCGUCCGGUUUUUCCGUUAUUCAACCGAGAUCUCCUCUUCGCCGAUGAAAACGGCAUCGUUUUGAAGACCGAAGAGGGUGACGUCGCUCUACCUCCUCAGGUGAGGAAGGUUUUCGUGGAAGAUUCACCGGAUACUUCGUCGUCGUCGUCUUCUAGCACGUCGGAGCCGGCGGGGCCGUACUGUGAGUGGGGAGGCGGAAGAACCGUGGUGGAAGCCUCACCGGAUACGUGCCGGAAGAGCAACUCGACGGGAUUCUCCAAGCUUUGGAGGUUCAGAGAUUUGAAGCUCCGAUGUAGUAGCGACGGAAAAGACGCGUUCUUCUUCUUAAACAAUCCUUCAACUUCUUCGUCGUCGUCGGUAAAAAUUAAGAAAAACGAAAAAGAAGAUAAGAAAUUGAAGGUGAAAGUAAACGAAGAGAAGCCGAAGGCAAAAAAGAGCUGUAAAACGGGGCCCCCUUCGGCUCACGAACAGCUUUACGUUAAAAACAGAGCACAAAAGGAAGAGGUUAAACGACGGUCGUAUUUACCGUAUAAGCAGGUCGGGUUUUUCACUAACGUCAGCGGCUUGAGCAGAAAUGUCCAUCCAUAUUAGGUUUCUAAUUAAUUAAUAAAAAAUUAAAAUAAUUUUAAUUUUAUUU